CUACCAUCAGCAACAAGCCACUCCAGGGCUCUCUGGGAAGCUAGGCUUUUGUGGAGCUCUUUUUCUUCUUGAGAAGCCUGGCUUUUUGCAGGGAGCCCAGCACCAUCAUGACUGCAGAUACAAAGCAGGACCAGCAGCAGUACUGCUGGGCACUGCACAGCAGCUCAGCUCUGCUGUGAAGCUUCCCAGCUCUUCAAUCCCGGGACACAGCACUAGCAAAAACCAGGUCGGGUUGCGUGAGGAAGCAGAGGGACGAUGGGGUGCUGAAGGUCUGCGUGGCUCCCUGCAAGCGGUGAGGUGCCAGCUGGAUAUCUGUGCCACAGGCAGAGCUCAGGAGGGUAUUGCAGCCCACUCCUUUCCCAGCCAGGCUCAGGCCAUCAGAGGAGGUGUCUGCCCCCUGCGACUGCAUGCUGCCAUUGGCAUUACACAGCCCAAGGACCUGCAUUGCUCUUGAGAGCAGACAUGCUCCCCGAGGGGCUGAAGUGCCUCUCCUGAGAAGAGAACCUUGAGCGAGAUGUCUACUGUCCUGCACCAGCCAGGGUUGGAUUUCAAAGGACACUCACGCUCUUCCAGCCUUAGCCUUCCUCACCCCACAGUGUCUUGCUCACUCCUGGUCUCCCGCUUGCCUGAAAGAAGACAUCAUUAAACCCUGUCCUGCAAGUCAGUGGUGGGUGGGCACGCAGGUCUGUGCAGAGAAGCAGCCGGCAGCCCGUGCUGUACUUAAGAGCUGGAAGCUGCCUUUCUCCAGCCUCCCCUCGGGUCCAUCUGCUGGCCUCCUGUCUGCCUGCGGUCACUGGUGGCUGAGACUCUGUUCAGUGCUAAUGGAUUUCAAACCCCCUGUCUCCAGUGAGAGACAUCUCUAUUGAGGGAUGUUGAUUCCAGUGCUUGGGGGAACCGCUGUGCAGACAGGACCAGAGCUGUGAAUUAGAGAACAUUUAAUCCCGUACUUUGGUGAUGGUAAGUGCUAUGCACCCUGCUGCUGAAAGCCUGGGGUGAGGCAGUGGCUACACCCACCCUGUCCUGAAGUGGAGACUUCCUGGAAUUAUCUACUCAAAGACGGAGAGCAGCAACAAGACUUGCUGGGACCUGUGCUGACUCUUGCCACACAAGAUGACAGCAAGGGACGGGCCCCAAGAUAGGUACAAGGCUGUCUGGCUGAUCUUCUUCAUCCUCGGCCUGGGAACACUGCUGCCAUGGAAUUUCUUUAUGACCGCCAGGGAGUACUUCAUCGGCCGCCUUAAGGACCAGGAGGAGAUGAGCCAUGUCAGGAACCAGACCUCCCAACCCUCCUACCUGGAGUCCAUGUUUGACAACUUCAUGACUCUCUGCGCCAUGGUGCCCCUCCUCAUCUUCACCUGCCUCAACUCCUUCAUCCACCAGCGGAUUCCCCAGCAGAUUCGCAUCUCGGGCAGCCUGGUGGCCAUUGGGCUGGUGUUUUUAGUCACAGCAAUCAUGGUGAAGGUCCCCAUGGACCCUCUUCCCUUCUUUGUCUUUACCAUGAUCUGCAUCGUCUUCAUCAACUCCUUUGGCGCUAUUCUCCAGGGCAGCCUCUUUGGACUGGCAGGGCUCCUGCCUGCCAGCUACACAGCCCCCAUCAUGAGUGGGCAGGGCUUGGCGGGCACCUUUGCUGCUUUGGCGAUGAUCUUCAGUAUUGCCAUUGGUGCCCAGCAACCCGAGAGCUUCAUCGGUUACUUCACCACGGCCUGUGUGGCGAUCGUGCUGGCAAUCUUCUCCUACGUCAUUCUGCCUCGCAUGGAUUUCUUCCGAUACUACUCCAUGAAGGACAAGACAGAGUACCGUGUGUACAAUGCAGAGCUGGAGACCAAGAGAGACCUGAUUAAGAAAGAUGAGAAUGGGAUGGAGCAGAAUAACUCAAAGGUCAUCCCUAUCCACAACCCUGAUGAGAAGCCCUCUGUCAUUGCUAUUUUUAAGAAGCUCUGGGUCAUGGCUCUGUCUGUCUGCUUCGUCUUCACUGUCACCAUCGGCAUCUUUCCUGCCAUCACAGCUAAGGUGUCCACUGUCCUCGGAAAGGGAAACACAUGGGGUCUCUACUUCAUUCCUGUCUCCUGCUUCCUUCUCUUUAAUGUCUUUGACUGGACGGGACGGAGUCUCACUGCCCUCUUCACGUGGCCCGGGAAGGACAGCUGCCUCCUGCCAGCGAUGGUGGUCCUCCGUGUCAUCUUUGUCCCUCUUUUCAUGCUGUGCAACGUGCAACCCCGUUACUACCUGCCUGUGGUGUUCUCUCAUGACGCCUGGUACAUCAUCUUCAUGAUCUUCUUCUCCAUCUCCAAUGGCUACCUGGCCAGCCUCUGCAUGUGCUUCGGGCCCAAGAAAGUGCUUGUGCACGAAGCAGAGACAGCUGGAGCUGUCAUGGCCUUUUUCCUGUCGCUGGGCUUGGCCCUAGGAGCCGCAGUCUCCUUUCUGUUUCGAAUUCUCAUCUAGCAGAGGCACACAGAGGGUGCAGGGACACCAAGAGAUGGCUCCGCAUCCUCCUCCGAGGCCCUGGACACCUCAGCACUGUGGGAAAAUAACACCUCAUGCCUGUCCCUGCCAAAUCACACUGCCACAGCAGACGUUACACCAGGGAUGGUUCCACUCCUGCAGGGUUGGCCUGGCUCCUGCCACGCUCGGCUGUGUGACGCCUUCAGGCCUACGUGCCUUCUCCUUCCCCAUGCUGUGUGUGUCGUAAGACCCCCAGGAUCUCACAGAGGUCCAGCUGCCUCCCACACUGCAUAACUUCCCCAGCUCAAGGCCAGAAGCCAUUUUCAGCCUCUUCCUGUCUGACAGAAUGGAAGGCUGGUAUCCAGUGUUAUUCCUUCUCUUGCCCCUGUCCCCAGUGCAGCUAGAGACUUGCUCUCCUCUCUUCCAGGGGGCCUGCAAAUAUCCCACACCCCUUCUCCUGCUGGUAAGACUUGCGAAUAGGGAGGAGACCCCCAGCCAGCCUCACUACCCCUGCUCUCUGCUAGACGCACAUCCCUCUGUGAAGUGGUAUCCCAGGGGCAUAGACAUCUGUGUCCUGCCCACAUAAAGACCCAAUACUGUGGCCAGGCUGAGGGAGGAGGAGGUCUCCACACCCCACCUUCUCCCACUCUCCUUGCCUCUAUUCCCUUUUGUGGUUUGUUUGGGGUUUUUUUGUGAUUCUGCCAUUGUUUUUCAGCCUCCUGGUUGUAUGACAGGAGGUCCCACUGUGGGCUGCAAGAAGAGGCAGCAAUUCCCUUCCCACCAAGGCUGCAGGGGGGGGGCCUCACCUCUCCCUUGGCUUUCCUGUCCCUUGUCUGUGUAAAUGUGUCUGUACAGUUGCCGUUUUCUAUAAAAAGACCAAAACGCUC
This is a messenger RNA of Manacus vitellinus (golden-collared manakin), 3329 nucleotides long. It is a transcript of the gene SLC29A1, whose product is annotated as solute carrier family 29 member 1 (Augustine blood group). NCBI's taxonomy places the organism in Eukaryota, Metazoa, Chordata, Aves, Passeriformes, Pipridae. The coding region runs from base 1111 to 2442 and encodes 443 amino acids. The transcript has 15 exons. Gene Ontology annotation, biological process: uridine transmembrane transport; nucleoside transmembrane transport. Gene Ontology annotation, molecular function: nucleoside transmembrane transporter activity. Gene Ontology annotation, cellular component: plasma membrane. The record is from RefSeq and is a predicted model, not a curated record.